AUCGCUUCUUGUCUUUUUGCUCUGCAACAUCUUUUCUCUUCUCCCUAAGAUUCUUACCACAUACUCCUACUAUACUACGGCCCCUACUCCACGCCUACAGCUCCCAUUACGACCAACUACAACCAAUAUUACUCUCCUGACACAACCUCCUUUCUUCCUCCCACCAAUCCCCGUUACUCCUGUGACUCCUGUGACUGCGGGUUAGACAAUCGACUCAAGGUUCACAGUCUAUUGAACUAUACGAACUGCCACGACUUCACCGCUUGCCCCACACCCGUUUUGAGUUGCGGGCUGCAUCACGCAGGCUAUUCACUAGUGAUCAAUACUAUUAGGUGCCUACAUACAUUUAUAGGCACGCUUCGAAAUAUUGACCGAUAUAUAUUACUCGCGAGCACGCCGGUUCAAUAUCCUUGAGUGAAGGCUCAAAAAUCUCUCUUCCUCUUAUCUCUUUCUUUCUUUACUCCUACUAUUCUCCAGUAUGGCAGCGGUCAUCGCCCCAUCUUUUCCUAAUCCACAUGAGUCCUCCUUCCUUCACCCCCGGCACUCAAUGAACCUGCUCGCUACGGAAGUUGAGAUGGGAAACCUUAAUCCCUACCAACAAUUCCUGUCUUCCUCCCCAGCACCCGCCCGGACUCUGAACCGUCAGCGUUCUACAUCUUUCCCCUCAGUCCACUAUUCGGGUUCCCCAGAACAUCAGCCUGUCGAGCAACGACGUAGGAAAGCGAGUCCCAGUCGUCACCAUCGCUCGCAACGUCACGCUCGUACCCAGUCGCACCAGCCGAGGUUCUCUCGAAACUCGCAGUUGGUGAACCCCGAUGUUAUUGAUCGUCUGGACGACGCCGGAGUAUAUCAGUACCACCAUGAAGGGCCCUACGAUGCUGUCUACCCCGAGCGAAAUGUGAUCGACAAGCUCAGCCCGGUGGCCGCCCUGCGCGAGUCUAACGCAGAGGCCCUCAAGGCUACCCCACACGAUAAAAUUGUGGACUGCCUCGAUAGUCAUCGCCCCCUCGAUGGUGUGGCUCAUUACCCCCCAGGUCACACGGACCCUCAGGGCCAUACAUACGAAUACGAGGAGGGAAACAACAUGAUGAACGACUACGGGAACUUUAUGCGCUGUCCCGGCAUGAAAUUCAAGGAUGAGGAUUUUAAGAAUGACCCUUUUUACAAUACCCCUCAUCCGAACCCAUUUGCGAGUCUGCGCAAGAGAUUCAGUCUUCGUCGUCGUAACCGUCGCGGGACGAACUAGAGUCAAGUUACAAGUAUUCCCGCCGGACUAUACCGGUUGUGACAACCGUGCUCCUGAGUCGAUUCCAGGCUGAGUCGCGAGCGCGCAAAUGUCUGGUGAUAUUAUCCCAAGAGGGAACUUGGAUACAUUUGCUUCCCCUGUAUUUAUAUAUACCAUGUUGUCUUCUUUCUACCGGCCAUGGCUCCGGUGAACAAGAACGACGACAAUCUAUGCUUUGUAAUCGGAGUUGAAGCACGGAGUUAGCGUCUGGAGGGGCAUCUUCAGUCGGUGCUCUUAUGAUUUUAGGAGUUUUUUUUUUUUUUU
Messenger RNA from Aspergillus aculeatus ATCC 16872, 1549 nucleotides. RefSeq lists its product as uncharacterized. Lineage: Eukaryota; Fungi; Ascomycota; Eurotiomycetes; Eurotiales; Aspergillaceae. The record is from RefSeq and is a predicted model, not a curated record. Gene Ontology annotation, cellular component: cytoplasm. The coding region runs from base 479 to 1246 and encodes 255 amino acids. The transcript has 2 exons.